Messenger RNA from Lampris incognitus (smalleye Pacific opah), 1794 nucleotides. It is a transcript of the gene fam222ba, whose product is annotated as family with sequence similarity 222 member Ba. Lineage: Eukaryota; Metazoa; Chordata; Actinopteri; Lampriformes; Lampridae. The record is from RefSeq and is a predicted model, not a curated record. The transcript is spliced from 2 exons. Bases 1 to 1794 code for a protein of 597 amino acids.
AUGCUGGCCUGUCUGCCAGGGCCAGGUGACCUCUCCCUCCAGCCUCUCCCCCACACGCAGAUGAACACGGGACCUCAGAAAUGGGACACCACACAAAGGAUGAGAUCCGCUCAGUUUCCAACCCCUGCAGAAUUGGACGCAUAUGCUAAGAAGGUUGCCAACAACCCCCUCACCAUCAAGAUCUUCCCUAAUAGCGUCAAGGUACCCCAGAGAAACCACGUGCGGCGCACAGUCAACGGGCUGGAUACAUCAGGCCAGCGCUACAGCCCCUACCCUCCCUCUCAGGCCAGUGCCAAGGCGGGUCUUCUCGCCAUUGUCAAGGUACCCAUGGUCAAAGGUAUCCUCAAGGAUUUUGACGGUAGCCGGACUCGCUUACACCCUGAGGUAAUCAUGAACCCCCCUACCGGGCCCUAUCAAGUGGCUUCAACCAGCACUUUAAACCACCACCAUCUGCCUCCUCAAGGCCUAUCCCGGCCCCAGCAGAGCUUACCCCCCCAACAACAGACCAAUCCGCAGACUCUACAGAUGCUCUCUCAGCAGCAAGGUCCAGCUCAGGGCCUUAGACAGCCUCCUCCUAUAGCCCAGCUAUCCCAGGGCGUGCCCAGACCCCAGACUCUGCCUCAACCCCCAGUCCUGGGCCAUCCCCAGGGUCCCUCUACAGUCAUGCUCCAGCAGCAGCAGCAGCAGCAGCAGCAGCAGCAGCAGCACCUUCAGCAGCAGCCACCUCCUGGCCUUCAGGGGGGCAGGAAGCUGCCAGAUGGUGAGGCUCCACCUAAUGUUACUGUCUCUACCUCAACCAUUCCACUAUCCAUGGCUUCUGGUAUACACCAGGGCUGCCAGGCCGACCUGAGCACUAUUGUGCAUCAGAUAAAUCAGUUCUGUCAAGCUCGGGCCCAGGGUGCUGGAGCCACCUCCAUGUGUGAGGGCCAGAUUGCCAACCCUAGCCCCAUAAGUCGCAACUUGCUCAUUAGCGCCUGCUCCAGGGUCUCCAUGCAUAGCAACCCCACCACCCCUGGGUUUCCCAACUGCAUUAUCGCCCCCCCAGAGAAAGCCAGUGCCCCAGUGGGGGCUCACCCUCCAUCAAGCAUGGCUGCUAUGAACCACUUGUCCGCAUACCACAAUGAAAUCAAGCAGCAACAUAACCUACAACAGCAUCUACACCAACAGCAGAACCAACAACAGCACCAUAAUGCACAGCAGCAGAAAAUGCGCUCUUGGAAUCAGCAUAAGCUGGCCCACUUGCCCCAUAUUCAGAAUGAUGUGAGCCAACCCUGCAAGCAGCCUUCCCGGGACCCUGGCUUCCCUUGUAAGGGUAUGAGCUACUAUCCAGAGGUAUGUAUGAACCAGCCUUACGCCCUGAAACCUCCUAUAGAGAAGCCUACUCCCUCUCCCCCUGUCAACAGCAACAUGCCUGGUCCUAUGGCCCACUACACCAAUGGCCACUAUUUCCAGUCCCACAUUUGGAACAGCAGCAUUUUGCCAACACCAAACAGCGACAGCUCUGGGUCUCAGGAUCUGCCCAUGCCAUUCCACGGUGCGGGGCCCGGAGGAACCACCAUGCUAGACUGCGGUCCCCCUGGGGGUGCCCAUUACAGGCUAGGAACAGGGUCCUCCUCCACCCAGACUAAACUGAUGCAAACAGCAGAUUACUUGGGCGGGGAUUUCCAGACGCCCUAUUUCCGAGAUCAGAAUCUCGGGUCGAUGGGCAAGAUGCACAGGCCGCCCAUGAGCAGGGUAGGUCCAGAGGUCGGGGAUGGCAGAACCGCUCUCAUCCAACACCCAGGGUACAGAUAA